This is a messenger RNA of Protopolystoma xenopodis, 849 nucleotides long. NCBI's taxonomy places the organism in Eukaryota, Metazoa, Platyhelminthes, Monogenea, Polystomatidea, Polystomatidae. The record is from the annotation of a GenBank genome assembly.
UUGAAUAGAGUGGUCUAUCAAGUUUCUAAAACAUCUGCUAUAUGUGAGCCCGAUGAUCCCCUUGAUGAUCACUAUCUUUCGUAUACGGGCCGAGAGCGUAAGCGGCGUACCGCAAUGCAACUUCCAUUUUCUGCAACGAGCUCAGCACCAAUCCCUACAGGCAAUGCUAAUAUGCCUGGUUCGAGUCCUCUUUUGGCAACCGGUUUUAAAACUCAAUCUUCUGAAUUGUCUAAUUCCCCAGGAAGGGAAGAUGUCUCCACCUCAAUAGUGAUUCGUCGAGGAUCGUUUCCUUUACGUCGAGGUGAUCAGAGGGUUCCUCUCAGUCGACGUGGAAAGCGGAUUCGGGAUGAAUUAACUCUUGUUGAUGACUGUGCAGCAUGGAAUUACGGAGAUAGUCCUCUCGCCUUAUCAGCUGAGACCACCCACCUACAAAGUGGCCUUAAUGAACCUUCACAUUUGUUUUGUAACAGAGAAAAACGGCCGAAUGAUGAGGAAUUUAAGCCUCUGCAACCUUUAUGGUUUACCAGUCUCUCUGAGGCUGUUCUUUGGGCUGUAAACCAAUGCGCCUAUGAGGCUUCUGCAAACGCUAUCACCUCAGCGACGGCCUUGGCAACAACUGCCGUUACGAUGCCAACUGUCAUGGCAAGUACCUCAUCCUCUACUGAGGUGCCUAUUUUUGGCCGCGGUAAACCGAAUGGAGCCUCAAUUGCACUUGGAAUCGGGCUAGCUGUACCCACCAGCCCUUCAAGUCCUUCGUCCUGUGAUUUUCAGCAGCAGAGAGCUACUGCCAUCCAGCAUAUGGCUGAACAAGCUGGUAGUGUUUUUAAUAUUUCUCGAAGGCGACAAUGA